Messenger RNA from Dendroctonus ponderosae (mountain pine beetle), 664 nucleotides. Its product is annotated as GTP-binding protein Di-Ras2-like. Gene Ontology annotation, molecular function: GTP binding; GTPase activity. The record is from RefSeq and is a predicted model, not a curated record. The transcript has 3 exons. Bases 209 to 664 code for a protein of 151 amino acids. Lineage: Eukaryota; Metazoa; Arthropoda; Insecta; Coleoptera; Curculionidae.
CCGAGCCAUUCGCACGCCUUUACAAUUUUCCAGCACUCGCGCUCUCUUCUUUCGCUUCGUUUUCUCGCAAUCCUCCUCUAAGCUUCGCAUUAUUCCAACAAAAAUCGCUUUUCCCCGACUCUAUGCAUGCUCUAACACCCAGGUGAACGUUCUAGUGAGCGCCUAUUCGUGAAACCGUUUGAUUUCCCCCUCAGAGAGUUUCGGGAGAAUGUCUACAAUGAGCGAUUAUGAGCGCAUCCGACUGGUCAUCCUGGGUGGACAGGGAGUUGGAAAAAGCUGCAUCAUCAAGCGCUUCCUCUUCAACACCUACUGCAAUAAGUACCGGAGCACUGUAGAGGAUCUCUACAAUAAGGAGUACGAUCUGGGGCACAUGACUCUAAAAGUGGACAUUCUUGAUACAGCUGGUGACAUGCAAUUUCCAGCGAUGCGACGUCUCUGCAUAGCUACAGCUCACGCUUUCCUUUUGGUCUACUCUGUCGCUUCUGUCCCAUCCUUCGACUGUGUCAAGCAGUGCUUUGAGGAAAUCCGGGAAAACCGCAACGAUUACCAGGACAUUCCGAUUGUUGUGGCCGGUAAUAAGCUGGAUCUUACCACCAGUCAGCGGGAAAUUACCAUUGAGGAUGUUUCCGAGUGGGUUUAUUGCGAACUACCCAAGCUAAGGUAA